GUGCGCACUGGCUCCCCUCACUCCAACUACAUCUCCUUACCAAGAAAACUCCUCCAGGUUUCUGGAAGACUUUUGGAUUGCUUUGUUUGGAUGUACCGAAAAAUAUUACAAACAAUUCAAAAGAAGGAUCGAGGGAGUGUAGGUUGUUUCAUCAGCGCGAGAGGAGGCAAACCCCAGUUACGCGUCAGUUUGAGAGAUUUAUCCGACAGUUCUGGAAACGGCGCUCGAGACGCGCGUAAUGGAUCGAUAAUACGAACUUCUGGGAGUGCAAAGAAGCUCCUGUAACUACUGUGUAACCACUAUUUUGGUGGAAUAAAGGCCCACCAAAGAGACUUCAUCAGUAUAAGAUAUAUUGUGCAAGAUAUUUUUUGAGAUCGACGCGCGCUGUGAUGGAUGGGGCAGUUCCCUUGAUAUUGAUGCUGGUUUCGCUUUUCUCUGGAGAUGUUCGGAGUGCCUCGUAUCCUCAGCGGUAUAACCUGUACGCUGGCACUCAGACACAGACGCAGCCUUUAAACGGGGCGCGGGCAGCGAGCAGACACAGAAACUGGUGUGCAUAUGUGGUGACGAAGACUGUGAGCUGCGUUGUGGAGGAUGGGGUAGAAACCUACGUGAAGCCUGAUUAUCAGCCGUGUUCCUGGGGCAUUCAGUGCCCACGUGUUGUAGUAUAUAGGACCUACAUGAGGCCCAGAUACAAGGUGGCAUAUAAAAUGGUAACAGAAAUGGAGUGGAAAUGCUGCCUUGGAUUCAGUGGUGAAGACUGCAAUGAUGGACCGAACGGGGGAUCUGAUACUCAGAUCUCAACAGUCAGACCUUGGCCUAGGCCUUCACAACCAGGACAAACUGGAACUGGUACUGGCCAUGGACCGAGUGGAGGGAACGAGAGAGGUGACAAUCACAAGAUGAAACAAUUGGAGGACAAAAUCCAGAGACUGACCAAAGACCUAAAUGACCUGCAGUCUACACUGCGUGGCAUGAAUGAGAGAUUCCAGGAGGAAAUGCACAAACCUGGUUUUAAUAGCCAAAAAACGCCAGCUGAUGCAGCACAGCCAGAAAUGAAAGAGACCAUUCAUAACAUACAGACCAAGCUGGAUCAGUUGGACAACCGGACUCAAGCCCAUGACAAGACCCUGGUCAGCAUCAAUAACCACCUAGUGAAUGGAAAGGGUGGAGGUAAUGAUCUAGAUGAUGGAGAAAUUGUAGGAAAGAGGUUCACCACCUUGAAGGAGGAAAUCCUCCGAGAACUUGAACAUCGAGUGACGCUGUCCUGUUCUGCCUGUCAAACUGGGGUGGAGGACCUGAGACGCCAACAGCAACAAGAUCAGGAGAGGAUCUUGGCUAUGGAGAAGCAGAUCAGUGCCAUGGAUCAGCGUCAUCGCCAGACUCUUGAUGGUUUACACCGAGAACUUAGCCGCUCUCAAGGCUGCUGUGAUACAGUGGCAGACCUCAGAGUAAGACUCAAUGAUAUGGACAGGAAGAUAAGCUCCACAUCAGAGGCCUAUGACAAGCUGCAGGAUCGUUUGAACAGAGAACUUGGAGGAACUGGAGGUGGUGGAACAUAUGGCGGAGGAAUAGGUGGACAAGGAGAAGUCCCUAAAGUGAUGGAAGAUAUCUUCACCAAUCAUCUACAAGAUCUGGAGAGGCAGCUCAAUAACACUGUCCAGAGGACAGAGGAAAAUUGUGCUUAUAUGGAGAUUAACAUACGAGACUCGUUUCAGCAGGAACUCAGAAAUCUUCGCAAUGAAUUCAAUAAUCGUAUUCAUGACCAGGAAUACAGGAUUAAUGACAUGGACCUUGAUAUUGGAAACGUAAAGGAAACCGUGUUCGAUCUUGAUAAGCGCUUGUCUCGGCUAGAGAACACAACAUCCUAUAUAGACAGAAGGUUAAGCGAAUGCUCCAUUUGCUCUGGCUCAAGUUCUGGAUCAAGUCCAGGGGGUGGAAGUCCAAGUCCUGGUGACACAGUGAAGUCUUUAGAGUGGAGAGUCAUUGCCACUGAAGAUGAAAUCAAGAGGUUUGACACAAGAUUCAAGGAUCUCUCAGUGUCUGGUGAUUCCCUUGAGGAUAGGGUGAUUAACCUAAGCCAUGACGUUCGCAAGAUCAAAGCUCUAACUGGAGACAAUGGGGAGCACUUCAACAGGAUUGUGACUGAGAUUGAGAACUGUGACAUUUGUAGCACAGUGGAAGAUGACCUGAAGAAACUCAAGAACAUCACAAACCACGCCAUGGAUAGAUGGCAAAAGGAAAUUAACUACAUUAAAGGUAAAUUUGACACUGGUCAGACGGGAUGUGUAGAUGUGUGCUCCAAUCUGCAAGACGAGAUGGAUCGGUUGAAAGUGGAGGUAGAGAAAUGCAGUGGUCAGUGCAAGAUCACAUUGAAUCCUCCUACAGGAACCGAUUCAGGAACGGGUCACCUAGAUGACCCACAAAAACCACUUGAUGGUCACAGUGUCGUUAGUAGCAAUAGCGGGGACCUCAGGUCAAUCCAAGGAGAAUUGUCAGAGGUUAUCUUAACCUUCAGCUCCAUAAACGACACACUAAAAGGUCUGGAACAUGUGGUUCACAAACACGACAGUGUGAUUACUGACCUAGGGAACACCAAAGACAAAAUUAUUACAGAAAUUGACAAGAUCCAGCAGGAAAUGACAGAGCACAUAGAGGACAGCAGGUUACGCUUUGACAAUGUGGACCGGGAUGUACGCCGCUUUGGGAACAACUUUGUGGUGGAGAUGGGUGACUGCAAGAGGACUGAAGAAGGUCUGGAUAAGAGGCUUUCUAAACUUGAAUUGGUUUGUGGCCAACUUGACUCUGUCUCCGACAGUCUGCAGAAGAUCAAAGAAGGUUUGAACAAACACGUGUCUGGCCUAUGGAACUGUGUUAGUGGGCUAAACAACACAGUGACUUCACACAGUGGGUUCAUUGAAAUCCUCCAGAACACACAUCUGGAUGAUAUUCAUGGCAACAUCAAGAGACUGAAUUCCUCAAUGGUCCAUAUCGUCAAGGAGUUCCAGAACUUAGCUGAGCAAGACAUGACAGGUUCACCUGGACCACCAGGUCCUCAAGGGCUCCCUGGUCCAGUGGGGCCUCCAGGUAGGGAUGGACCACCAGGUGUUCCAGGCAUACUGGGGCCAAGAGGACCUCCAGGUCUCAGAGGAGAGCAAGGUCUCAAAGGAGAGCAAGGUAUGGCUGGUGCAGACACAAACAUACCUCGUCUGUCCUUCUCAGCCACUCUCACAAAUCCAAUGGUUACAUCUGGAACAAUAAUUUUUGAUAAUACCCUUGUAAAUGAAGGAGACCGUUAUAAUCCACAAACAGGUAUCUUUACUGCACCACUCGAUGGACGUUAUUUCUUUAGUGCCAUCCUGACGGGCCACAAAAAUGAGAGGAUUGAAGCCGUGCUGUCCAAGUCUAACUACGGCAUGGCACGAGUAGACUCAGCGGGUUACCAACCGGAAGGACUGGAGAACAAACCCAUGGCUGAGGCCAAGCCAACACCAGGUUCUCUGGCUGUCUUCAACAUCAUCCUACCCCUUCAGGUGGGAGAUACAAUCUGCAUAGACCUGGUCAUGGGCAAACUGGCCCAUUCAGUGGAGCCUUUAACUAUCUUUAGUGGUAUGCUUCUAUAUGAAGAUGUUUAGGGGCCUUUGAGCGGCACUGAUUCUAACAGAGACUGAGGCUUAUCAGAAUCAGAGGAUCAGCAAAACGACGGGGCUAGAAAGUGACACUCUUAAAUGACAAUUUCUGCAUGGGAUAGCAAUGCAGACGGGUGCAUUGCUUUUCCUUAUAUAAAUUUUUCAAACUUACGGAUGUUAUUUGACCUCCUGUGAACUCCUUGAGCAGAGAAUAUACAUUCAAAUGGAGGAACUGCUGCCCUUGAUAUGUAAUCCUAACCCAACGUUUUAGUGAAGUGUUGUAACAAACACUACUGCGGGUUUGUGUGACUUUUGUUGAUGAUGUUAUUGUUGCAAUAUUGCCAUGUUAUAUGAAUCACAGAAAUGAGUUAUGAAUCAUCUCUCACGCACCAAAGAUGACCAUGAGGUCUGUUUGACUUCCCAUGUAUGCCACUGAUGGUAAAGUACUCUUCUGCCAAAGUGCUUGACUCACAAUCAGGGUUAUAGGUAAGGCUCAUAUGUGUGGAAUUUUGGAUGCACAGGAAUGGAGAUUUGAUUUGAUUUGUGCACCUUUCAUAUUUUUUGCUGUGAAUGUUUAGUUUCUGUGCACCUUUCUUGUUUUACCAUUUAUGUUUUGUACCAAGGUUACUUUAGUUACCUUAAGAGUUAAGGGGAUGGUCUUUAAAUGUAGAGUAUGUGCUGUUUUCUACAUUACAAGUGCCAAGUUUCCCAGGAAUAAUAUCCUGCUCUACCACAAUGCUUGCCAAAGAUGCUCAUACUUAACUAAAUAUGUUAAGAAGUUUUCCGCAACACACUAAUGCCUCUAAUCCAACUUUAUUGAUUUAGUUCAGCAAUGAUAUCAGGAAGCUUUCAAUAUGUGAUUCAACAUGACAAUUGUGAUGUAGUUCAUCACUUUCCAUGCAAACUCCCUAAGUGCUUCUGGAAAAAUCCAUGUGCUCUGCUAAAAAAGCUGAGGAAAUUAUCCAUGGUGAUUGAAAUAAAAUCUUUGGUUCUCACCCGUUUCUUGGGCACACAGUUUUCUCAGUGGCUACCUAACCAAAUAGUAGUGAGCUUUUGGAGACUUGUUGAAGUGUUGACAAAAACCUCAGCUCUAUCAGAGUGGAGGACAGUUGCAUUUUGCUGUAUGUUUCAUAUUCAUAUUCCCCGUUCAGUGGAGAUCAUUAUCAAACUGUCUGUCCUUAAUGUGGUUCAACAAAGUGUUUUUGAAGAAUAACAACACUGAGGAUUCAGAGAAUUUCAUCAAUGGAUUCUGUCUGUGUGGUCUCACUUGAACGACAGCCAAAGAACUUUAAACAGCUUUGCUAGAAAACUAAAUGGCUUUUUAUGUCUGAAACAGUGUUAUAUCACACCACUUGUUAAAAGGAAUGAUUUAUAUGUAAAGCUUUGUAACGGGGUUCAGGAUGGGCAAGGAGGAGGCGGGAACUGGCAGAACAGUCAACAUAAUAUAUUUUUUAUAUUUAUGCAUUUGGCAGACGCUUUUAUCCAAAGCGACUUACAGAGCCCUUAUUACAGGGACAAUCCCCCUGGAGCAACCUGGAGUUAAGUGCCUUGCUCAAGGACACAAUGGUGGUGGCUGUGGGGUUUGAACCAGUGUCCUUCUGAUUACCAGAUAACCAGUUAUGUGCUUAGACCACUACACCACCACCACUCCACAUAAACAUAAACACACAGACACAAACAGAGCAGCCACAUGUGUCUCACGCCCUCCUCCUCAUCACACCUCUCCACUGCUCGAGAUGUUGCCCUUCCCCGUCCUUUUGCCAGCAGGUCUUUCCCGCCUCUCUGGAGCCCUGGGAGAGACAAGGGGUGGGAGAGGGGAGAGGGAAAGCACGAGGAGAAGAGAGAGAGAGAGAGAGGAAAGAGAAAGAAAAACUUGCUCAUCUGUCCCCUGACACGCCAUCGCCUGGUCCUCAGCCACUCCUCAGCCACUCCUCUGCACUCUGGCGAAGACAGCCGCUCUUUGCCUGAUGGACAGCAGCGAGUCCUCCGACCCCUGGUGGACGGAACGGCUCCAGGGGCUCCAGGGGUCAGUUCCUCUGACUCCCGGCAUCCGGCAGCAACUCCUCAGUCCCCUGGCUGAUGGCCACGGCUUCUCCCCUGGCAGACGACAGCAACGAGGACUCCACGACAGUGCAUCCCUCCUACUUCCUGAAUUUCAGCACCAAUAUAAUGGGUAAAGGAUGGGCUAGGAGGAGGUGGGAACCAGCAGAAUAGUCAACAUAAACUUAAUGAUGUAAAUCAACUUAAACAUAAACACACAGACACACAGAAGCCACGUGUGUGUCUCUCUCUCUCUCUCAAACUGGCGUCUCUGGCUCGUCUUUAUCCCCCUCUCGGCUGAUUAGAACAAUUCAGAGCAUUCGUCCUCACAGCCUGGUCACGCCCUCCUCCUCGUCACAAGGUUUAAAAACGUUAUUCUUCAUAUGGUCAAGAAUGUUGAAAAUUAAGGCUGCUAUCGUAUAUGUGCUGUUUCAACUAUUUUAGUUAUGAGAUUUCCCAGCUCAUAUAAUGAAUGCUGCACCAGCAACAUAAAUAAUUUAACCAUAACUUUUAUUUUUAAUUUGUAUAGAGUUUGAAACCGGCUUUAACAUGCCGUCUACACCGGACACGAGUGGCAGGUUGCGUCAAAAGCAAAUAAUUUCCAUUAGAAUUAUCGAAGCGUUCUACACUGAAAGCGUUAGUUGCGACGUGACACGUUGACAGUGAACGGAUGCUGUUGCUGACAUGCUACAGAGCUUCUACAGUCACUUUAUUUUCCAGUUUGUCUGGCAAAAAAUAACUUUGCAUACAAAAUAUGGGCGGUGUAUUGGAAAGAGCGGGCGUGUCUAAUUUAACAUCUAGUGGAUGUUCCAGAAUAGCUAAAAUCACUAACAGCACCUUUAAAGCCAGUUGUGAUGUUUCUGAUCUAAUAAUUUAAAUAAUCUUUUGUUUAAAAUCACAUGUACAGGUAUACUCUGUUUUAGCAACAACAUCAUUACAAUAAUAAUCAUAGAGUAAGUAAAUGUUUAUACUAUUAGAUUACUGUUGAAAAUAAAUUAGGAUCUAACUACUUAUUCAAACAUAUAACAGCUGCUGAAGUCUAUGUGUGCUUACAGCUGAUUGGUCCGUGCUUUCUGCACAUCAUUCAGGACAUUUGCUUCGAUGCUUUCAAUCGAGAUAGCGUCAAGCCGUUGCGUCGUAUCAAUGGACGCGUCCGGUGUAGACCGAUUGUGAGAUUCUAUUGGUCCCCCUUAUGGUUUAACCUGUUACCUUGAAUGAGUAUGUUGGCAACACGUGUUUCAAAUAAAG
Messenger RNA from Xyrauchen texanus (razorback sucker), 6914 nucleotides. Its product is annotated as EMILIN-1-like. The record is from RefSeq and is a predicted model, not a curated record. Gene Ontology annotation, molecular function: protein binding. Lineage: Eukaryota; Metazoa; Chordata; Actinopteri; Cypriniformes; Catostomidae. The transcript is spliced from 9 exons. The coding region runs from base 390 to 3632 and encodes 1080 amino acids.